Messenger RNA from Sinocyclocheilus anshuiensis, 1276 nucleotides. RefSeq lists its product as uncharacterized. The transcript has 2 exons. Lineage: Eukaryota; Metazoa; Chordata; Actinopteri; Cypriniformes; Cyprinidae. The record is from RefSeq and is a predicted model, not a curated record. Bases 136 to 816 code for a protein of 226 amino acids.
CCUCCACACUGAGCUCAGAUGAAACUGCCCAUCCUGCAGUGACUGCUGGGAAGACGCGCAGCUGAGGGAGGUAGCAAACUGAAGAGUUUCUUCUUCAGGUAAACAUCACUGGGAAGGACUCUUCCUCCAGACGCAAUGGCUGAAAAUGAGAUCGUAGAAGACCAAGACAAGCUGAAGAGGGGUCUAGUGAAGGUUCUGGAAUGUGUGGCCACCAUCUCGUCUGCAGCAGCGGUGGUCAAUCCCAUCUUUGGCGUGGCUGGUUCUCUCAUCCGGGUGGUGCUGCACCACAUGGAUGAUGAAGACAUUCAGAAACUCAAACAAGAGUUUGGCAGCGUGACUCGAGCCCUGGAUGAAAUUUCACAGCAGAACCAGAAUGUAUUGCUUCAGAUCAGGAAGGAGACUGUGGAUGGCCUGUACUGUCGUGUAGAAGAAAACAUUCGUAAUCAGUUCUCCAAAUUCAUGGACACUGUGGAGGUAUCAGCAGCACACGAACAGCGCAAGAAAGAAUUUCAAAUGAGCUUUGUGCUCAAUCAGUGUGACCAGAACCUCCACACACUGUAUGGCGGCGUUAUGGGCGAAUCAAAGAUCUUCUGCCAGCCCAUCCUAGAGGUCUACAUGAAACAUUCACAAGGCGACCAGCGUGUCAUGGAAAACCUCUGCACUCGACUCACAUACCUGUUCUGCAUCGGCCUCAUUGCUCUGAUGAGUUACGCUGCCAUUGUCGGGGAUGAUGAGGAAGCUCUGCGCAUCAAGUGGGAAGAGAAAAUGAAAGAUGUGGCCAAAAAGAUGUCAGAGGUGUUAAACAGUUAUGAGUGAUUUUACCCCAUGUGACCUUUACCCCACUUUUCUCAGCCAACUUCACUUUUAUCUGUCUUUCUAUGUUCUUUAUCUAUUUUAUCUGUCAUUGCCCUAGUAACUGCUGUCCAUCUAGUUGUAUGUCUAUCCAUCUAGUUGUCUGUCUCACUCAGAAAACUGUAGCAGCUACCUUGCAACCACCCUGAACAACCUGUUAACCCAAUCCUACUGUAGUCCUGCAAAUACUUGCACUUUUGAAACAAGUUAUAUUGAACUGUCAUAUUCUGAUGUUAUUUUUUGACAGUGGUGUACUCGUCUUUCUGUACAGUGCACUCAAACUGAAUCUGCCCAAGCCAAAAUCAAAGUAAUCAUUUAUCUUUAAUGCAAAAUAAUGUUACAAAUCUUUAAUUCCAAUAUAGCCUUAAAAUACUUUUCUCAUAAAUCUAUAUCUCUCUAGAAUGCCAUUCAAUUGGUAUAUUUU